AUGAACGAAUUGAAAGCCAGAGCACUUCAGCUGUUGCGCGCAUCGGCGGAUGCCCCUUCGGCGACGUCGCCCCGGGCGGGCGCGGGCGACGAUCCAUCGACCCCCAGCAGCUCGUCCAAGAAGGGCACCACCCCAUCGAAGCAGGGCGCGAAGAAGCGAACGCCCGGCGGCGGCACCCCGGUCACUCCGGGGACGGUCGGAUCCACCCCGGGGACCCCCGGCGGGACCGGGGGAAGCGGUCGGAAGGGAAAGGGCCGCGCGAGGUUCGCCGAGUUCUGGCCCCGGGACGUCGUCCGCGAGGGCCUCCGCGAGCAGCACCUGCACGAGGGGAAGAUCCGGGUCAAUCCCCACCGGCGCCAGGAAGCCUACGUGUCCCUCGAGGGUGUUCCGCACGACGUCAAGAUCGACGGGUACGCGGCGCAGAACAGGGUCAUCGACGGUGACACGGUCGUGUUCGCGAUCGACCCGAUAGAGGACUGGCCCGCGCUGAUGGAGGAAAAGACCCCGAGGAAGGCAAGCCGGGGCGGGCGCGGCGCCACUGGCGACGGGGCGGCGCCCGAGGCACCCGCGUUCCGCGCCGAGGCCGGGGCGGGCGCCGGGUUGGGCGAGGACGACGCGGAGGGUGGCGAGGGUGACGCGUACUGGAAGACGGUGGACGCGGAGGACGACUACGGCGAUGACGACCUCGACCUGGACGACGAUCCAUACGACGAAGACGUCCUCCCCGGGCGAGUGAGACGCCUGGCCAUCGGGGGAGGCCUCGUCGACGCGGCGGGUCCGGUCAAACCCCCGAGCAUCGCCACCCUCGCCGUCGCGGCUCGCCGGGGCGGGGUGAACGGAACCCCGCUUCGUCCCACGGGCAGGGUGGUGGCCGUCUCGCAGACCAGCCCGAGACGCGAGACGGUGGUGGGCUACGUCGGGUUCGCCGAGGAAGAAUUCGGCUUCGGCGGGGGUAGAAACGGUAAAGGGGGCACCGGCGUCCCGACUCGAAACCCGGAAGGGGGCACCGGCACCCCGGCGUCACGCAAAGGGAAGGAGGAGAGGUACCCGGACAACAUCCCGCCGCUUCGACUGUACCCGACGGACCCUAAGCUGCCGUGGAUGAUCGUGGACAUGUCCCCGUCGUUCCUCCCGGCUCCCAUCGCGGCGCUCGCCGUCGAGAACGGCGGCGCGGGUCUGAAGGGGAUUCUCGUCAGCGCGAGGGUGUCCAAGUGGUCCACGUCGUACGUCUGGCCCCACUGCCAGCUGAGGGAGUCGCUCGGGAUGGCCGGUGAGCUCGAGACCGAGACCGCGGCGCUCGUGGCGGAGAAUAACAUCCUCGGCGUGGAGGACUUCACCGAAGCCGCGCUCGCGUGCCUCCCCGCGGUUCCCCCGAAGGAAUCGGGGCUCACGUGGAAGGUUCCCGAAGCGGAACGGGCGGCGAGGAGGGACUUCACGGGUGUGAGGGUGGCGUCCAUCGACCCCCCGACCGCCCGUGACCUCGACGAUGCCCUCCACGCGGAGACGCGACCGGAUGGGACUCUGGUCGUCGGCGUUCACAUCGCCGACGUGAGCCACUUCAUCCCCGCGGGGUCUGCGUUGGACAAGGAGGCACAGCAGAGGGCGACGUCCACGUACUUGGUGCAGAGGGUGAUGCCGAUGCUUCCGAGGCUACUGUGUGAGGACCUGUGCUCGCUCAACCCCGGGGUGGAGCGUCUGACGUUCAGCGUGGAAUGGGAGAUGACGCCAGAUGGGGUCGUCAAGAGCGAGUGGUUCGGCCGCGGCAUCAUCAAGUCGUGCGCAAAACUGGACUACGGUGUCGCUCAGAGGGUCAUCGAAGCUCGGGACGAGGGUCGUACCGGCGUAGACGAACUUUUGGAGGCGGUGAACGACCCCUCGGGCCCCGUCAAGGUUGGCCCCGAGGAUGGCGGACCCGGGUCGUGGGAUCCAUCGGCGGUGGCGGAGACUAUCAGUCUGCUGAACACCGCGGCUCGAGCGAUGCGGCGGAGGCGGUUCGAGGGUGGCGCGGUCCGACUGGAUCAGAGCAAGCUUUCGUUCGAGAUUGAUCCCGACACGGGUAACCCCCGCGGGGCCAGCGCGUACGUCAUCAGGGAGAGUAACAAGCUGGUGGAGGAGUGGAUGCUGAUGGCGAACAACGCGGUGGCGACUUUCAUCGCCGACGCGUACCCGGACCGGGCCAUGCUUCGAUGCCACCCGGAGCCGAACGAGCGAAAGAUGGGGGAGCUGGAGCAAUUCUCCAGGGAGCAGGGGAUCGACAUCGACGCCUCGUCGUCCAGGGCCCUCCACCUGUCCCUGCAACGCCUGAAGGAACAGUCCGCCGACGCGUACGAGGUGGCGCAGCUGAUGGCGACGCUCCCCAUGCAGCUCGCCAGGUACUUCUGCACGGGGUGCCAGGAUGAGGACUCGUGGGGGCACUACGCGCUGGCCAUGGACCGAUACACGCACUUCACGUCGCCCAUCAGGAGAUACCCCGACGUCGUGGUGCACAGGCUGCUCGCGGCUGCGCUCGAGGCUGGCUUCCGGGGCCGCGGGAACAAAAAGCACCCGAGGGCGCCGAAGCGGGCGGACAUCAACGCCGCCGCCAAGAAGUUCGGGAUUCCAAAGUCCGACAAGCUCCAGGCGAUCGCCGAUCACUGCAACGAGCGCAAGCUGGCCGCCAAGAACUGUCAAGACGGCAGCAUGCACGCCUACCUCUGCGCGUUUCUCCGGGCGUCGCCGCAGUGCGUAUCGGGAAUCGUCCGCGCGGUGGGCAGGAAGUACCUCUGCGUCUUUGUCCCCGCGUACGGCAUGGAGGUGAGGGUACAGAUGGACGGGGCCCGGCACGUCGCGGUCACGCAGGAGGAAGGUGCCGGUCCCGACGCGUCGCCUGCGUCGGUGACGGUCGAGUGGGCGUCGGAAGUUGACGCCGGGACGAUUGCGACGGCGACGGACGGAAGCAAGUCGACGAGCAAAGCCGACCGGAAGAAGGCGAUGCGCGACACUCGGGGCGCGCGGGGGCGGUUCUUGAACUCGACCGAGGAGGAGGAGGGUGCGAUCCGGGAGUAUGUCAACGGACGCGGGGUGCUCCCGGCGCCCGCGCUAGAGAUUCCGGCGACGAUACGUCCGGUGCAACGAGUCUGCCUGCUGCUGGGCGCCCGCUUUCGAGAAAGAGCCAAGCCGGAGGUCACGGCGCUUCUGUUGCUGAAGAAUCCGUUGUGGACGGAGGCGUGA
Molecule: messenger RNA, 3210 nt
Organism: Micromonas commoda
Lineage: Eukaryota; Viridiplantae; Chlorophyta; Mamiellophyceae; Mamiellales; Mamiellaceae
Exons: 1
Coding region: 1-3210 (1069 amino acids)
Biological process (GO): mRNA catabolic process
Cellular component (GO): P-body; exosome (RNase complex)
Molecular function (GO): RNA binding; 3'-5'-RNA exonuclease activity
Source: RefSeq, a predicted model, not a curated record